This is a messenger RNA of Trichoplusia ni (cabbage looper), 1039 nucleotides long. Its product is annotated as jerky protein homolog-like. The record is from RefSeq and is a predicted model, not a curated record. The coding region runs from base 167 to 1039 and encodes 290 amino acids. Gene Ontology annotation, cellular component: nucleus. Lineage: Eukaryota; Metazoa; Arthropoda; Insecta; Lepidoptera; Noctuidae. Gene Ontology annotation, molecular function: DNA binding. The transcript has 2 exons.
UCCUAAAUCGUACUUUUUCCUAAAACGUACCCCAUCGAGUUCUCGUUUCGUGAAACUGCAGUGGCGACGCAAGUGCUAGAAAAUGAAACUACUAGUUGGCAUUGUUCCGUGAUCCGAGCAACGACUCCAUGCUGCCGCUCCUUUUAAAAUUAUUCAAAAAAUCGACAUGGCUAAGCGACGAUACAAAACUUGGUCAAGUGACGAUAUGGAAAAAGCCCUCAGUGCUUAUAAAGAUGGAAGUUUAAAAUUUAAUGAAACUUGUCGUGUAUUUAAUAUUCCAAAACCGACAUUUCGGCGUCAUUUAAAAGGAUUGAAUAUGCACGAAGGAAUUGGACGUCCGAAAUAUUUAACAAAAGCAAUGGAAGACGAACUAGUUAACCAUAUAUUGGAAUUAGAAUCCAGAUUUUUUGGCGUUACCAUACGUGAUUUACGCCACUUAGCAUACCAAUUAGCGGAAAAAUAUGGUUUGCCUCACAAAUUUAAUCCGGAAACUAAACUAGCUGGGUGGAAAUGGUACUAUAAAUUUUUAAAAACCCAUCCUCAAAUAUCUUUAAGGACUCCAGAACCGACAUGCAUGGCUCGCUGCAAAGGCUUUAACAAAAAAACCGUUAUGGAGUUUUUUGAUAAAUACGAAGCUCUUCUUGAUGAAGGAAAAUUUACGGCCCAGCAAAUUUACAACGUGGACGAGACUGGCUUGAGUACAGUGCAUAAGCCUCAAAAAGUUCUAGCUCUUAAGGGUAAACAUCAAGUUGGUGCCGUUACUAGUGGUGAUCGGGGCUUGAACACAACAUGUAUCUGCUGUAUGAACGCUGCCGGAGAAUUCAUUCCACCUAUGCUAAUAUUCAAACGUAAAAGAAUGACGGACGAUCUUAAAAGAGGAGGACCACCAAAUACAGUAUACACUUGCUCUGAGAGUGGCUGGAUAACUUCUGAGUUAUUCGUCGAUUGGUUAAAGCAUUUCAUAAAGUCUGUAAAGCUGCAAAUAUCCAAAGAAAAAACAGGUUCUUCUCAUUUUAGAUGGGCAUUCCACGCAUACUAA